Trypanosoma cruzi is the source of this 783-nucleotide messenger RNA. Its product is annotated as mucin-associated surface protein (MASP), putative. The coding region runs from base 1 to 783 and encodes 260 amino acids. The record is from RefSeq and is a predicted model, not a curated record. The transcript has a single exon. Lineage: Eukaryota; Euglenozoa; Kinetoplastea; Trypanosomatida; Trypanosomatidae.
AUGGCGAUGACGAUGACUGGCCGUGUGCUGCUGGUGUGUGCCCUCUGCGUGCUGUGGUGCGGUGCCGGCGGUGGUGGAUGUGCUGAAGCGCCUUCUUCAGCUCCUCCGGGUUCUUCGCCCGACAAGAACCCUCAAAACGAGAAUGAUACCACACGUGGCGCUGCAGAAGGUGACCAAAACGGUGAACAGGCAGCGCCACAAGUGCCCACAUCACCAACGAAUUCAGAAUCACAGGGAGUGCCAGCGAACCCGCCACAUACAAUACAACCCGAAGGAGCAUCAGAAACGACAAGUACAACGAAGGGCAGCAAGGAUCAAAAUGCACAAGAAGGUAAAAAGGGGGAAAAAGAAGAGAAAGAGAAAGACGACGAAGACGAAGCAGAGGAAGAGAAAGAGGUGGAAGUGGAAGAAGACGAAGAGGAAGAGGGGGAGACAAAGAAAGGAGGAGUUGUUGCCAGCACCACAGAGGUGACCUCAGCAGUUAGUCAAGAGCAGCCAAGUUUCUCUUCUGGUGCGGCGGGAGCAUCGAAUAUAACAAAUCCCAACAGCACACAAACAACUGGAGACGAUGAUCCAGCAGCUGAUGUUUCAGGAACACGAGAGGCAAAACAAAAUGAAAAUAAAGAUGCCAAUCCGAAAGAAACACCAGUCGAAGCCACAGCCAUGAAAAAUACAACGGCGACGACUGGCGACAGUGAUGGCAGCACCGCGGUCUCCCACACCACCUCCCCUCUUUUGCUUCUUCUUGUUGUUGCGUGUGCGGCUGCGGUGGUGGCCGCGUGA